Messenger RNA from Meira miltonrushii, 738 nucleotides. Its product is annotated as EF-hand. Lineage: Eukaryota; Fungi; Basidiomycota; Exobasidiomycetes; Exobasidiales; Brachybasidiaceae. Bases 1 to 738 code for a protein of 245 amino acids. Gene Ontology annotation, molecular function: calcium ion binding. The record is from RefSeq and is a predicted model, not a curated record. The transcript is spliced from 5 exons.
AUGUCAUAUCAAUACUCUUACGGUCCUCAAGGUGGUGGUGGCGGCAGACCUCCACCUCAACAACAAGGUGGCUAUCAGCAAGGCGGUUAUCAGCAAGGUGGCUAUCAGCAAGGUGGUGGAUAUGGAGGUGCCCCAUAUCAAUCUUCGCAAUAUGGCGGUGGUGGAGGUGGCAGACCACAAGCAUUCAAUCAGGGCUCUGGACCACCUCCAGGAGGCGAUCCUCAAUUGUGGAGUUGGUUUAUGUCGGUCGAUCGAGAUGGAAGUGGUCAAAUCAAUGCAACCGAACUACAACAAGCUCUCGUCAAUGGAGAUUGGACGCCAUUCUCCACAGAUUGUGUUAAGUUGUUGAUGAACAUGUUUGAUCAUGAUCGUAGUGGAACAAUUACCUUUAAUGAGUUUGCUGGAUUGUGGAAAUAUAUUCAAGAUUGGCAGGGCGUCUUUCGUCAUUUCGAUGCUGAUAGAAGUGGUUCAAUCGAUCAAGGAGAGUUAUCCAGGGCACUAUCAAACUUUGGCUACAACCUCAACCCCCGCCUCUUGCAUCUUAUGACACAAAAGUUUGUCACUUCUUCCGAUGUCGCAGGUAGUACACGUGGAACGAUCACCUUUGAUGGCUUUGUGAGAUGUUGCGUGGUCGUCAAGACCUUAACAGAAAGUUUCGCUCGCCGUGAUGUGCAACGUACUGGUCGAAUCACAAUUUCCUACGAUGACUUUAUGGAUAUCUGCUUGUCUGCGCCAUGA